This is a messenger RNA of Triticum aestivum (bread wheat), 805 nucleotides long. Its product is annotated as protein TIFY 11b. The transcript has a single exon. Gene Ontology annotation, biological process: regulation of defense response; response to wounding; regulation of jasmonic acid mediated signaling pathway. The coding region runs from base 138 to 683 and encodes 181 amino acids. NCBI's taxonomy places the organism in Eukaryota, Viridiplantae, Streptophyta, Magnoliopsida, Poales, Poaceae. The record is from RefSeq and is a predicted model, not a curated record. Gene Ontology annotation, cellular component: nucleus.
CUCCCCUCCCCAAGGUACCUCGCAUCCCACCCCGCACAGCCAUCCGUUCACAGACUCACCACAGCCACACCGCAACUUCAUCUUCAUCAACGAGAAGCAGCAGCGCCCGGCGAAGAGACGAGACAAGGAGUGUUGCCAUGGCCGCGGUGGAGAGCAAGAGCCGGAGGUUCGCGCUGGCGUGCGGCGUCCUCAGCCAGUACGUCAAGGCGGAGCAGAAGAUGUCCUCCGCCGUCGCCGUCGCCCCGCGCGCGCCCCCGGCCACCACGCUCAGCCUCAUGCCCGGCGCCGACGUCGACCAAGCCGCCGCGGCCGCUGAUGAGGCGGGGCCUGCCACGGCCACGCCCCUGACCAUCUUCUACGGCGGCAGGGUGGUCGUCUUCGAGGACUUCCCCGCGGACAAGGCGGCCGAGGUCAUGCGCAUGGCCGCCACCGCCGGCGUCGAGCGCGCGGCCGUCACCCCGGCCCCGGCCCAAGCGGCGCUCGCGGACCUGCCCAUCAUGCGCAAGGCGUCGCUGCAGAGGUUCUUCGAGAAGCGCAAGGACCGCCUCGGCGCGCGCGCGCCCUACGCCCGGCCCGCCGCGCCGGCGGCCAACAAGGAGUCGGAGGACAAGUCGGCGUCGGCGUCGGCGUCGUCCUCCUCGUGGCUCGGGCUGGCCAGCACCGAUGGCGCCUUCGCCCUGUGAUCCGGACGGACGGACGGGGCAAGACGGCUUGCGCGCCUCAAGAGAUCGUUUGUAGAGCACUUUAAAAUGUAUUCUUUGGAUAAAAAUUCGAAUAGGGAAAGAAAGAAACAAGAUUGAGUUCA